UUAGCUGGCACGCAACACACUUCCCCAGGGUUGUUUCCUUUUUCCUGAGAUUUGGCGAAGGGUAAAGGGUCGGAGUCACAUGGAUACAAAGCAUUUGAUUAAUGUCCAAGUCACCGCUGUGGCUGCCGGAGCCGCCUCCCCUCCAGCCCGGGCCGCGUGAGGCCGGAGCCGUGGGGCCGGGCGCGCAGGUCCCGGGCCGGCGCCCCCUCUCCCGGGAGUUGUCUCCUCAAAGCCUCGCGCCUCCCGCGCCGGAGUUCCGGCGGGCGCCCUCCCCUCUCCUACCACCCCAGACUCUCCCCAGCAUGUAAAGUCGCCCGUACCUCCUCGGACUUCGCGGAGGCGCAGCAACUUUUCCUUUCUGGCCGCGCGGGGCCGGACACCAGCCGGCGCGCGGGGCAGCGCGCAGCGCAGCAGCCCCGCAGCCCCGCGUCCCGCCGCCCACCAUGAGCGACGAGAGCCGCGGGGACGGCCGCGCGGAGAGCGCCAAGGACCUGGAGAAACAGCUUCGCCUGCGCGUGUGCGUGCUCAGCGAGCUGCAGAAGACCGAGCGGGACUAUGUGGGCACGCUGGAGUUCCUGGUGUCGGCGUUCUUACACCGGAUGAACCAGUGCGCUGCAUCAAAAAUUGACAAAAAUGUAACAGAAGAAACAGUGAAGAUGCUGUUCUCAAACAUUGAAGAUAUCCUUGCAGUACAUAAGGAAUUUUUAAAAGUCGUGGAAGAAUGCCUACAUCCAGAACCUAAUGCUCAGCAAGAAGUGGGAACCUGCUUUCUUCACUUUAAAGACAAGUUUCGUAUCUAUGAUGAAUACUGUAGUAACCAUGAGAAGGCCCAAAAAUUGCUUCUUGAACUUAACAAAAUAAGAACAAUCCGCACAUUUCUUUUGAACUGUAUGCUACUCGGAGGACGGAAGAACACAGAUGUUCCCCUGGAAGGAUAUUUAGUAACACCGAUACAAAGAAUUUGCAAGUAUCCUCUCCUUUUGAAGGAGUUGCUGAAGCGGACUCCAAGGAAACACAGUGACUACGCAGCAGUAAUGGAAGCCCUCCAAGCCAUGAAAGCCGUCUGUUCCAACAUAAACGAGGCCAAGAGGCAGAUGGAGAAGUUAGAAGUUUUGGAGGAGUGGCAGUCUCACAUUGAAGGCUGGGAGGGAUCCAACAUUACCGAUACCUGCACUGAAAUGCUAAUGUGUGGAGUCUUACUGAAAAUCUCUUCUGGAAAUAUUCAGGAACGGGUGUUUUUUCUUUUCGAUAAUCUUUUGGUGUAUUGCAAAAGAAAACACAGACGGUUGAAGAAUAGCAAGGCAUCUACAGAUGGACAUCGGUACCUUUUUCGUGGCCGAAUCAAUACAGAGGUGAUGGAAGUGGAGAAUGUGGACGAUGGCACAGCUGAUUUCCAUAGUAGUGGACACAUUGUUAUCAAUGGAUGGAAAAUACAUAACACAGCAAAAAAUAAAUGGUUCGUGUGCAUGGCAAAAACACCUGAAGAGAAGCACGAAUGGUUUGAAGCUAUUUUGAAAGAAAGAGAACGGAGAAAAGGUUUAAAAUUAGGAAUGGAGCAAGACACCUGGGUAAUGAUCUCCGAACAGGGUGAGAAACUUUAUAAGAUGAUGUGCAAACAAGGAAAUCUGAUCAAAGACAGGAAAAGAAAACUGACCACGUUCCCUAAAUGCUUCCUUGGAAGUGAAUUUGUGUCAUGGCUGUUGGAAAUUGGAGAGAUUCACAGGCCUGAGGAAGGGGUUCACUUAGGACAAGCAUUGUUAGAAAAUGGAAUCAUCCACCAUGUUACUGAUAAGCAUCAAUUCAAGCCAGAACAGAUGUUAUAUAGAUUUCGCUAUGAUGAUGGAACAUUUUAUCCAAGAAAUGAGAUGCAGGAUGUGAUUUCAAAGGGAGUGAGAUUAUAUUGCCGUCUCCAUAGUCUGUUUACUCCAGUGAUACGAGAUAAAGACUACCAUUUAAGAACCUACAAAUCUGUAGUCAUGGCCAACAAACUGAUAGACUGGUUAAUUGCACAGGGGGAUUGCCGUACCAGAGAAGAGGCAAUGAUAUUUGGUGUCGGACUCUGUGACAAUGGAUUUAUGCACCAUGUCCUUGAGAAAAGUGAAUUCAAAGAUGAACCCCUACUUUUUCGUUUUUUUGCGGAUGAGGAAAUGGAAGGAUCAAAUAUGAAGCACCGACUUAUGAAACAUGAUUUAAAAGUAGUGGAAAAUGUUAUAGCCAAAUCAUUAUUGAUUAAAUCCAAUGAAGGCAGCUAUGGUUUUGGGUUAGAAGACAAAAAUAAAGUUCCAAUAAUAAAGUUGGUAGAAAAGGGGUCUAAUGCUGAGAUGGCUGGCAUGGAAGUUGGGAAAAAGAUUUUUGCUAUUAAUGGUGACCUAGUUUUUAUGAGACCUUUCAAUGAAGUGGACUGCUUCCUGAAAUCAUGCUUAAACAGCAGAAAGCCACUAAGAGUUCUUGUGAGCACAAAGCCAAGGGAGACAGUGAAGAUCCCAGAUUCAGCUGAGGGACUUGGAUUCCAGAUCCGAGGAUAUGGCCCAUCGGUUGUACAUGCAGUCGGAAGAGGGACUGUGGCUGCAGCUGCUGGUCUUCACCCUGGACAGUGUAUUAUCAAAGUAAAUGGUAUCAAUGUCAGCAAGGAGACACAUGCCAGUGUCAUUGCACAUGUCACAGCCUGCAGGAAAUACAGGAGACCAGUGAAGCAAGACUCCAUACAAUGGGUUUAUAAUAGCAUUGAGAGUGCUCAAGAAGACCUUCAAAAGGCUAACUCUAAACCCCCAGGAGAUGAAGUAGGGGAUGCAUUUGACUGCAAAGUAGAAGAGGUGAUUGACAAGUUUAACACCAUGGCCAUCAUCGACGGGAAGAAGGAGCACGUGAGCCUGACUGUGGAUAACGUCCACCUGGAAUAUGGUGUUGUGUAUGAGUAUGACAGCACAGCCGGGAUAAAGUGCAAUGUGGUGGAGAAGAUGAUUGAGCCCAAAGGUUUCUUCAGCCUCACUGCCAAGAUUCUUGAAGCCCUGGCUAAAAGUGAUGAUCAUUUUGUGCAAAACUGCACCAGCCUUAACUCUUUAAAUGAAGUGAUUCCUACUGACCUUCAUAAUAAAUUCAGUGCCUUUUGCAGUGAAAAAAUUGAGCACAUAUGUCAGAGAAUAUCCAGUUAUAAAAAGUUUUCACGGGUACUGAAGAAUAGAGCCUGGCCCACCUUUAAACAGGCCAAAUCUAAAAUUUCCCCAUUACACAGCAGUGAUUUCUGCCCUACCAACUGCCAUGUCAACAUAAUGGAAGUUUCCUAUCCCAAAACAUCAACCUCUCUGGGGAGUGCAUUUGGUGUUCAGCUGGAUAGUAGGAAGCAUAAUUCUCUUGAUAAAGAAAAUAAAUCUGAGCAAGGGAAACUGAGCCCUAUGGUGUACAUUCAACACACAAUCACAACAAUGGCAGCCCCUUCAGGUCUGUCUCUGGGACAGCAGGAUGGACAUGGGCUCCGAUAUUUGUUAAAAGAGGAAGACCUAGAAACUCAAGAUAUUUAUCAGAAACUGUUGGGCAAACUUCAGACUGCACUGAAAGAGGUGGAGAUGUGUGUUUGUCAAAUUGAUGACCUUCUGUCUUCCAUAACAUAUUCUCCUAAAUUAGAACGUAAGACAUCAGAGUGCACGGGACCAACAGACAGUGACAACGAGAAGGGAGAAAGAAAUAGCAAACGAGUCUGUUUUAAUAUGGCGGGAGAUGAGCAGGAAGAUUCAGGUCAUGACACCAUCAGCAACAGAGACUCUUACAGCGACUGCAACAGCAACAGGAACUCUAUCGCGUCCUUCACCAGCAUCUGCAGCAGCCAGUGCAGCUCGUACCUCCACAGCGACGAGAUGGACUCAGGUGAUGAGCUUCCCCUCAGUGUUCGCAUUUCUCACGAUAAACAGGACAAGAUACAUAGUUGUCUUGAGCAUCUUUUCAGCCAGGUGGAUUCGAUUACCAAUCUCCUAAAAGGGCAAGCUGUUGUAAGGGCCUUUGAGCAAACCAAGUACCUCACACCAGGGCAAGGAUUACAAGAAUUUCAGCAGGAAAUGGAACCAAAGCUGAGUUGUCCAAAAAGGUUAAGGCUUCACAUCAAGCAAGACCCUUGGAAUCUUCCCAGCAGUGUCCGGAAUCUUGCUCAGAACAUCAGAAAAUUUGUCGAAGAGGUGAAGUGUAGGAUACUCCUGGCUCUUCUUGAAUAUUCAGACAGUGAGACACAGCUCCGAAGAGACAUGGUUUUCUGCCAGAGUCUCGUGGCCACAGUCUGUGCCUUCUCUGAGCAGCUUAUGGCAGCCUUAAACCAGAUGUUUGACAGCAGCAAAGACAAUGAGAUGGACACCGGGGAGGCCAGCAGAAGGUGGCUGGACCAGAUAGCGAAUGCAGGUGUUCUUUUUCACUUUCAGUCGCUCCUGUCACCAAACUUGACAGAUGAACAAGCCAUGUUAGAAGAUACACUGGUUGCACUAUUUGAUUUGGAAAAAGUUUCUUUUUACUUUAAACCAUCAGAAGAGGAACCACUGGUUGCAAAUGUUCCUCUUACAUAUCAAGCGGAAGGAAGUCGGCAGGCUCUGAAAGUUUACUUCUACAUUGAUAGUUAUCAUUUUGAACAGCUGCCUCAACGUUUGAAAAAUGGAGGAGGGUUUAAAAUUCAUCCUGUUCUUUUUGCACAAGCACUGGAGAGCAUGGAAGGGUAUUAUUAUAGAGACAAUGUUUCGGUGGAAGAAUUUCAAGCCCAGAUAAAUGCAGCCUCAUUGGAAAAAGUCAAACAAUAUAACCAGAAACUCAGGGCGUUCUACUUGGACAAGUCAAAUUUACCACCUAACUCCACAUCCAAAGCUGCCUAUGUAGAUAAGCUAAUGAGGCCUCUCAAUGCUUUGGAUGAACUUUAUCGACUGGUAGCCUCGUUUAUCAGAUCCAAGCGCACGGCCGCCUGUGCAAACACAGCUUGCAGCGCCUCCGGGGUCGGUCUGCUGUCCGUGUCCUCGGAGCUGUGCAACAGGCUGGGGGCCUGCCACAUCAUCAUGUGCAACAGUGGCGUGCACAGGUGCACCCUGAGCGUGACACUGGAGCAGGCCAUCAUUCUGGCCAGAAGCCAUGGACUGCCUCCUCGCUACAUCAUGCAGGCUACAGAUGUGAUGCGGAAGCAGGGAGCAAGAGUUCAGAACACAGCAAAGAAUUUGGGAAUCAGAGACAGAACCCCACAGUCUGCUCCAAGGCUGUACAAGCUGUGCGAGCCGCCUCCCCCUGUUGGAGAAGAAUGAGGAGAAUCCCCAAGGAACCAGGCAAGCAGAAGCUUCUGAACACUAGACAAAAGACAUGCUGGCUAAACAUUCUUCAUUCAAGAUAAAUAAAUGAAAUUUUUUUCUCUAGCUCCUUCCCCAUGGAGUAAAUAACCAAUGUUCUUCUUGUACGUGGAUACUUGUGCCGGAAAUGGAUGAGAGAUCACUCAGACCAUCUGUAGCUUCACAAACUAAUCUGUCUAUGUAUUGACACUAACUAUUCAUUUUUAGGGUAAAUUUUGUCCUUGGAAUUUAUGAAAAAAAAACAGGUAAAUAAUGAACCAUUGUGCCUCCUCUCCCAUUAGUUAGAAUUAUUUCAUUGUGUUUGUUUUCAUCUUCUCUGAAUGGAAUCAUGUGAUAAUGGAUAUUUCCACUUGAAGAAGUCUUUCACUGAAGAAAGAUGGACACACUUUUAAAAUCAUCAUACAGAAAUGUUACAGACCACAUAGACUGGGUGUUAUUGUAGGCAUUCGGUCCCCUACCUGCAUCAGAGAAAGUAUGAUUUGUGAAUGGUGAAGAGCAUGCUUGACUCUUUUUCCUACGGGUUUAUUUCUCAGUAACAGAGAAGAGAGCUGAAUGAGGCUUCUACCAAGACUUUCUUCCCACUGCUUGUGGUGGGAAGCACUGCUUUGUGCUCGUGGACAGUUCCAGCAAGUGGGUGCUGUCAUUGGUCUCUGAAAUGGCAUGGCUUCCUAGGGCCACGUGUAAUGGUGCUGUGCCACAGGUGGCCAGGGGGUGGAGAGGGGUGGAGUGGGGUGGAGAUCAGGGAGGUACGGGAGGGGAGAGUGGGGUAAAGGAGGAAAUUUAAGUCCAUUUAAAAAGUCAAAUUUUAACUUAGAAAGAUACCUAAAAUUCUUACUUUUAUUAAGACUUCCAUAUGAGAUGUGAGACUCUGAAGAGAAUACACCGUGCUGAGUAUUUUUCUAUCAAGGUAUGUGUACAACAGUGAAAAUAAAGCAUUAUUUGUUGAACUGUACAAGGACUAUUAGAGACCUUGAUAAUGUAUGGAAGCACAAGGUGUAUUCUAUUUUCAUUCCAAAAUACACGUCAUUUUUAUCAUUUCUAUGUUGAUUAAAUAAUAUUGUUUUUCAGUGUAAUGAAUACAGUAAUAUUGAUUUUGAAUCUAUAAUUUUCAAAACAGUUAAAACGCCCUUCCUGUGAUUGUGAUGAGUAUAUGGAUUUGGACUAAUUUAGUAUGUGAAAUGCUUUUCAUAACUAAGGUAUAUACAGAUGAUUAUUACAUUUUAAUUUAUGACAUUUGAUAAUGAUUUUCAGAUGAUCAUUAAAAAUCUUCACUGCCAUUAGUUGUGUAUUGAAUAACAAAAAUCCUGUGUUAUACAUAUACCAGUUAUUCAUACACUGGUCAAGCUGAUAAAAAUUGUUCUUUGGCACAGAAGCACUUAAAAUUUUUGCAAUAAGUCCUUAUAUAUAAUAAGAGAUAAACUCAAAGUUUUCAAAGGAAACGUUGAACACUUUGAAUUUAAUGAAGAUAUUACCUUAACACAAAUACCUAUAUUAAGUAUAUCUUAACUUUCAGGGAUUUAACAUUCUUGAUAUUAUUAUCAACUGAUCCUGAAGGUCCAUGACAUUAGUAUUUUGCGAUUUUCCUGUACUGAAAAAUUGAUUACUUUCAUUGUGACUAGUGAGUGAGCAAAACUGAUCAACUAUCAAGUAUUUUUCAUAUUGUCUUUACUGUUUUCUAGUCACCAUCCUAGAAGCCUUAUUUCUCAUUAGAAGGAUGAAGGGGUCACUUCAACACUUCAGUCAUACUUUGCUAUGUUUCAUGGAGGAAAUUAUCUGCAAUUAUAGUCUGUAUAAAAUAGCAUAUUUUUAAGGGUCUAUUCUCUAUAUAGUAGGAUGUGCUUAAUAUUUUAAGGGUUAAAUGUAGUGUAAGUGUACCAACCUUCAGAGUGCUUGGUACUUCUUGAAUGCUCCAAAGUUAGUAAUGAUUUCUAUUCUCAUCAGUCCCUGUCAUUUUUUAUUACAAUAAAAAUUGUAGCUAACAUUUAAGUAGUUACUAUGUGCCAAGCGGUACCUCCAAGUGCUUUAUCCCUAUUUGUUGUUAUUGUUUCACUAAUCCUCACAAAGACUGGGAUGGUGUCUUUUCAUCAUCCCCAUUUCACAGUUGAGGAACUGAAGCAAAGAAGGGCCCAGUGACUCGUCCAAGACCACAGGACUGACAAGUGACAAAAGUAGGAUUUAAAUCCAGGAAGUCUGCCUUCUUAAUGCAUUAUGCUGCUUCUCCAUAUUCACAUAAGAACUGUUGUAAUAUUACCCAUUAUUUGUUAGUAAAGUUGUGACAUGUGUUGCCAUUAAGUUAUACAUUUUAUAUUGAGUAAAAAAUGAAUGGAAACAUAUAAAAUGUCUUUAAUAUGUGAAAAUCAUAAGAUUUCCUAGGCAUUUUACCAUUCUGGAUACACAUUUUGAGGCAACGCAGUGCUGUUGCAAUCUGAAAAAAUAGAUUCCUCAUAAUUGAAGGUAACAAUUUUAGGUAUGUUUUGAAAUUCUGGAAAAGUAUACCAUAUAAAAUUUGACUACGAUUCCAAAACAGUGGUACAGUAAAAAAGAAAAUGUCCAAUGAAUGAAUGGAUAAAGAUGAUUUUUCAAUAUCAUAAUGUGCCUCCACAUGACACUGGACACUUAACUGGCCAUGAGUUUUUAGAAUGAAUUUACCUAAAUGCUCACAUACUCCUCUAGAACUCCUUGAAAUGUUGCUAAAGCCUUACCAACAGUUCUUCCAAGUUCUGAGUUUGGACAUUUGCUUCUCUUCACCUAAAGGGGAAGGUCAUGCAUAGAAAUUUUGGUUCUUAACGUGGGAUCUAAGUCAAAAAUAAUUGCUAACUAGUAAUCCAUAGUCAAUACAUCUUAAAUAUUCCAUGAUAUCUUAUAAAGUUAUCUAAUAUAAAACAUAACAAAACUUAAUAUAAUGUUAACAGAAUGAGCAAUUUGAAGAGACUAGAAUUUUCCAUCUAUUUCCGUUAUUGUUUAACAAGAAACAAAGAAACAAAGAAGAAUUCCUGUACUAGCUUUACUUCUGUUGGAUAUAUAAAGUUGAAUUUAGGAGGUAAGCUUUAUUUUAUGAACUAAUAUUCUAAUCGUAGAAGUCUCACACUAUGUUCUGUCUCUCUCUUUUUUUUUUUUAAGGUUUAUUUAUUUGUUUCGAGAGAAAGUGAAAGAGAGAGCAAUCAGGAGAGGGGCAGAGAUAGAGGGAGAGAGAAUCCCAAGCAGUCUCUGUGCUGUCAGGACAGAGGCUGACGCGGGGCUCGAUCCCAAACCAUGAGAUCAUGAUCUGAGCCGAAGUCAAAUGCUUGACUGACUGAGCCACCCAGGCGCCCCUAUUUUCUGUCUCUUUAAAUCAUAUUCUUCCAGUGACCUAGCUUCCCUAUGCAUUCAGUGGUCACUCUUCUUGUAGUAACAAUGUUUAAUUUAAAAUUAGGCUAAUAUCUUAUGACACUAUAAUAUAUAUGAGAUUACAAUGAUACUCAUUCUGACUCUAUUGAUUUAAAUUUUAUGAUAGUUAACUAAGUUCAGAAUGAGAUGAAAUUAAUGUUGGUACUAACUAUAAAAACCAAGAAAAUAAAUAGUUAAAAACAAAAUCCUGAGGGACAUAUUAACUAAUUAAAAAAAAUAAUAUAAACUAUUUGGGGCACCUGGCUGGCUCAGUCAGUGGAACAUGUGACUCUUGAUCUCAGGGUUGUGAGUUCAAGACCCACGUUGGGUGUAGAGAUUACUUAAAAAAUAAAAUCUGUAAAAAAAAAACAAACCCAAAAACAAAGAAAAGAAACUAUUUUCAACCCUCUGAACAUAUACAUUUUAUAGAAAAAAUAAUAUUUAGUGACAUGGAAGCUUUUAGUUGAGAGUUACUCUAUAUAUUUGACAAUAAUGCAUUUGUAUGUAAAGUACUAAAGUAUUCCUUCAUUAGUUCAUAUAGAUCUUUUCCCAUGUAGCAUGAGUUAAGACAGAUUACAGGGUGUAUUUUUACUCACUUGUAUUAAAAAAAAUAAUACUGAAGUUUAAAAUAGAUAUCAAUACUUUAAGUCAUUUUACUUUACAUUUUACUUUAAAGGACAUAUUUAGAUUUUUUUCACUGGUGGUAUUUACUAAUAUUGAAACUAAUGUUUGGUAUGUGACUAAAUUGCUUCUGAAUUUUUGGAAACUGUGUUUGAUUCUUAAAGACUUAUUUUUAAGUGGAUUAACAUAGUAAAUUAUACUUCCCCAAAGCCAGUGGUAGUUAUUCAUUAACGUGUUUGUAUAUACUUCUGUUUGUGUUGAAUUUGCUGAAUGAAUAGUCAGUUGUUCUGCUUAAGUAUAAAGGCAAAAGCUUUUGAAAUAGUUUCAAAUAAUCUAAACUCCAAUUAAUAAAAAUAUUCUGUACUCUAUCAGAGUUUUGAGGUUUUAAUGAUAAACCUCAGAAAAAAUUCACCCUACAUGAAACAAAAGAGGUGGGGAAAAGUCAUGAGAGGAAUCUCGGCCAAAAAUGGGCCCAGGCUAAUUCCUUUAACAUAUAGUGGUCACAGUCUUCCUAGGUGCUGCAGUUCUGUAAUUGUCAUUACAGUUUGUCUUUGCUUUAAAAAUUUUUUUUUACUACUUCGAGCCUUUGCCUUUAACAAUGAUCUCAGCAUUCAUAUGGCCACAUUGCAUGCAUGGAAGACUGUACAAGUAUGGCCUGUGCAUGCCCUAGCUGUUGUCCCAUAGACACUUGGCCUACUUCACUCAGGAUAGCCUGCUUCUCUCACUGAGAAGAGACAUCUGAAGUCUACGAAGAUAGAUGUAGAGAUACCUGUAUCUCUGUAUACAUUUUUAUAUACAUAUAUAUUUGCUUUUUGUUUUUAUGAUAAUACAUUAUAGAAGUGACUUAGAUUCUCAUGUCUUGUUUUGGAUGAAGAUAUGAAAUACGGGGUUGUUCAAUAUAUUGAAUAUUUGUUCUAUAGGCAACAGGUUUGUCGAAAUACACAGGAAACAUGCCUGGUAGGCCAUCUUUUGACCACUGACAGUAGUUUUCUACUCGAUGUGGAGUCAAUUUACCUGACUUUGCCAUCCAGAAGAAGUAGCUGGUUAAGAAUAAAAUUAUUGAAUUUUCAAAUGAUAUUUCUACCAGAAAUAGAAAGCUUUGGAUACUUUCAAGUGCAGAUAACAGAAUAAAUGUCAUCCGUGUACUCAUUCCACAAAUAUGUUUGAGAAUUCACUUUGUAUAAGGCACAGCCAGUGGGCCUUUUUUGUGUGUGGGAUGUGUUUGGUUUGAAAACUUUCACAUUAUCUCUUUUGUGUUAAUGGACACUUGUGUCUUUUACGUGAGAUGACAUUAUUUGUAAUUCAAACCUAUUCUAAUACCUUAUAGGUAUAUAUACUGUAAGAAUUCAAGAGUACUAAGUUGGUAAAAUGCUUUAGAAAAUAUACAUUUAAAUUUGAAUAUCUAAUGCCGCAAGCAAAUUUAUUAGAGUUUCAGAUGAAUAUGUAUUUUUGUAACUGCCAAGUAAAUGAGUAGAUCAUAGCUUUUGCUUAAAAAAUAUUUUUAUAAGUAUUCAGUUGAUAGUUGCUUUAUGUAUUUGAAUAUAAUUUACAUUUCAUUAUUUUAAAUAGUAAAGUAUUUUACUGUUUUAAAUAGUAAAAUAUCAAAUUUGUUCCAUAAACAGUAAUUCUUUUGAAUAUAUUCAUAUUUAACAUUGUAUAACCUCCAAAAUGCAAUGAUAUAUUUCACCUGAGUGUAUUAUUGUAAGAGUCAAUUUUUCCUUUGUAAAAGAUACAUGUAGCAUAGUUUCAGUCAUUCAAUAUUUUGUGAAUGGUUAAAAUGACCAGUGUCUUAUGUAUUUCAUAUCAUCUAAUUUUGUGUGGAAGACUAGAAUAGUAGCAUUGUGUUAUUAGUGUCAAUAAUAAAGUAAAAUGUAGUAUGA
Messenger RNA from Acinonyx jubatus (cheetah), 11170 nucleotides. It is a transcript of the gene PREX2, whose product is annotated as phosphatidylinositol-3,4,5-trisphosphate dependent Rac exchange factor 2. Gene Ontology annotation, molecular function: protein binding; guanyl-nucleotide exchange factor activity. The transcript has 40 exons. The coding region runs from base 444 to 5261 and encodes 1605 amino acids. The record is from RefSeq and is a predicted model, not a curated record. NCBI's taxonomy places the organism in Eukaryota, Metazoa, Chordata, Mammalia, Carnivora, Felidae. Gene Ontology annotation, biological process: intracellular signal transduction.